Lytechinus variegatus (green sea urchin) is the source of this 5165-nucleotide messenger RNA. Its product is annotated as threonine--tRNA ligase 1, cytoplasmic-like. The coding region runs from base 44 to 2239 and encodes 731 amino acids. The transcript is spliced from 19 exons. Gene Ontology annotation, molecular function: threonine-tRNA ligase activity; ATP binding. NCBI's taxonomy places the organism in Eukaryota, Metazoa, Echinodermata, Echinoidea, Temnopleuroida, Toxopneustidae. Gene Ontology annotation, cellular component: cytoplasm. Gene Ontology annotation, biological process: threonyl-tRNA aminoacylation. The record is from RefSeq and is a predicted model, not a curated record.
AUUUUAGUUUUUCUUUGUUAAGUUUUACAUUUUAUAUUUCUCUAUGAUAUCAAGUUUGCUAUUUCGACAUUGCAAGCGUGUACUCCUGCUAACACGUCAAAGAAGAAUGUCUGUGGAAGCAAUGGCUUCAUCUGGCAAGGGGGAAGGGAAGCAAGGGAAGAAGAAAAAGGACAAAAAAGGAGGAGGAGGAGGAGGAGGAGGGGCUCAACAACAUGAGCUGAAUCCAUGGCCAGAAUACAUUCAGAAUAGAAUUGAUCUGUUUGAUAGACUGAAGGCUGAAGCUGAUGCUCAAUUUGCAGCCAAGGUUCCUGCACCAAUCAAAGUUACAUUACCUGAUGGUAAGGUAGUUGAUGGUCAGUCAUGGCGUACUACUCCAUAUGAAAUAGCUCAAUCUAUUAGCCAAGGACUUGCAGACAAUGCAGUGAUUGCCAAGGUGAAUGGUGUGCUAUGGGAUCUUGAUAGACCGUUUGAAGAAGACAGCAAGCUUGAGCUUCAUAAGUUUGAUAGCGAAGAAGGACAACAGGUGUUCUGGCAUUCCAGUGCUCAUAUGUUGGGUGAAGCUAUGGAAAGAAAGUAUGGAGGGUGUCUAUGUUACGGGCCUCCCAUUGAGAAUGGAUUCUACUACGAUUCAUUCCUUGAUGGACAGCAAGUAUCAAGCAAUGAUUUUGAUAGCAUCAACCAGAUUGUAAAAUCUAUUCAGAAAGACAAGCAGCCUUUUGUUAGACUUGAGAUGACCAAGGAAGACCUGCUCAAGAUGUUUGAAUAUAAUGAAUUCAAGAGACGUAUCAUCUCAGAACGUGUUCAAACUCGCACUACCACAGUGUAUAGGUGUGGGCCUCUGAUCGAUCUGUGUCGUGGUCCUCAUGUUAGACAUACUGGAAAAGUGAAAGCCUUUGAUGUUGUCAAGACUUCUUCCACAUAUUGGGAGGGUAAGGCUGAUAAGGAGAGUUUACAGAGGAUCUAUGGCAUUUCAUUCCCUGAUAAUAAACAGCUGAAGGAAUGGAAACACUUUCAAGCAGAAGCUGCCAAGAGAGACCAUAGGAAGAUUGGCAGGGAACAAGAGUUGUUUUUCUUCCAUGAGCUGAGUCCCGGCAGUUGUUUCUUCCAACCCAAAGGAGCAUUCAUCUACAACACACUGAUUGACUUUAUCAGGUCUGAAUACAAGAAGCGUGGAUUCCAGGAAGUAGUUUCACCAAACAUCUACAACAGUAAGCUGUGGAUAACAUCAGGUCACUGGCAGCAUUAUGAUGAUAACAUGUUUCAGUUUGAUGUUGAGAAGGAGAGGUAUGCUCUCAAGCCUAUGAACUGCCCUGGUCAUUGUUUAAUCUUUGACACUCGUCCACGUUCUUGGAGAGAGCUGCCUCUGAGAAUGGCUGACUUUGGUGUGCUACAUCGUAAUGAACUAUCUGGCGCCCUCAGUGGUCUGACCAGAGUAAGACGUUUCCAGCAGGAUGAUGCUCAUAUCUUCUGUCCUCAAGAUCAGAUUGAGCAAGAGAUUGCUGGAUGUCUAGAUUUCUUGUCAUCUGUAUACAGUGUGUUUGGCUUCACGUACAAACUAGCCUUGUCUACUCGACCCGAGAAAUAUCUUGGAGAGAUUGAAGUCUGGGACAGUGCUGAGAAGCAACUUGAGAAUAGUUUGAAUAAAUUUGGAGCUGAAUGGAGAAUAAACCCUGCUGAUGGAGCCUUCUAUGGACCAAAGAUUGACAUCACGAUUCAGGAUGCUCUUCGUCGUUCUCAUCAAUGUGCAACUAUCCAGCUUGACUUUCAGCUUCCUAUUAGAUUCAAUCUCAAGUAUUCAGCUGCUGAUGGAACUGAGAAGAGGCCUGUUAUCAUUCAUAGAGCUAUCUUAGGAUCAGUAGAACGUAUGAUUGCUAUCCUUACUGAGAACUAUGGAGGAAAAUGGCCAUUCUGGUUAUCGCCUCGUCAGUGUAUUGUAAUUCCUGUCGGUCCUGCCUUCAAUGACUAUGCUGUAUCAGUCAAGGAUAAACUUCAUCAAGGAGGAUUCUGUUGUGAGGUAGAUACUGAUGCAGGAGAUACCAUGAACAAGAAGAUACGCAACGGUCAACUUGCUCAGUUCAACUUCAUCCUCGUUGUUGGUGAGAAGGAGAAGACGAACGGAACAGCCAAUGUUCGUACCAGGGAUAAUCAGGUCCAUGGUGAGAAGUCUAUAGAUGAUAUCAUCAAGAGAUUUAGUCAUCUCAAGGAAACCAAGAGUCCUAACAGUGAAGAACCAUUCUAAAGACACCUGUCUAUUGAUACCUACGGUAGACUCACAUCAUGCAGCCAAUGAGUAAUUGAUUGUUUCGGAGGCGGGUCCAGCUGGGUUAGAUGCAGUAACAUUCUGUCCGUCAUAUUGUUUGUAUCAACAAUGCCAUCUGGAGUUUGUAUCUAUGUAAUAUUUAAACAAGAUGUUGUUUUCCCUAACAAAAUACACCAGCAUUUUCAAGUCGAUUACCAUUUGAACACCUACAAAAUAAGAAACUUGCCCUUUCAAUGUUAAAUAAUAAGAAAGUAAGCGAUGAAGCAAUGCCUUGCUGUUUAUUAUAAAUUCAUAUAGAAGCAUUUCCAAGCUUUCCGUGAGAAUCGUUCUUAGUGGCAAUGCUGGGCCCUUUCAAAAUGAGCGUCUUAUCCGUUUCUUGGUUGUCUGAUGUAGAUGGGUCCUAUGAGUCCAAAGAUCACAUUCUUUUGUGUAUGUACUUAAAUGUACUAUCUAUUUUUGUCAGUUGAAAUUUUUUAUUGAUUGCAGAAAACUUUUCACUAUCAACUGGAGUUGUGGGCCUGUGGGCCCUCCAUAAAAUAGUCCACCUUUUUUGGAUGUUCAACCCUAAUUUUUCUCCCCUAUAUUUUUUGUCAUUUCAUGAACUGUUCAAUCCACGAUAAUUUGAGAGCAUUAGAACUUUUCAUAAUGGACAAGAAGUAAGGAGCUGGAUGAACCUAUUUUAUGGCAUUUUGUCAUAUUAAAUAUGAAAAUAAUUAUAACUUGGAUUCAAAUUUGAACUCUGUCCAGUAAUUCAGUGUUAUAUUUAUUAAUGAUUUAUUUAUGUUGUUAUCUAGUAACUAAUAGAUAAUAGACUUUUAUUUUUUGUGAGAUCUUUUAUGGACUUGGUAUUUUAGAUAAAGAGGAUAAUAACAUGUUGGCAACUAUUUCAAAAAUUUAAAGAUCUAGGAAAAUAUGUCCAGUAGUAAGGUGAGAUGAUACUUAAACAUUUUUUUUCAGCUGAAAUGAAAAUUCUUGAAUGUUAUUAGUAAAAUGAUUACUUUAUAACUCCUUUUUACUUCAAAUAUUCUCACGUGUGUGAAUCCAAUCAUUUGUAAUAUGUACCCAAUGUUCAUUUACCGUCAUGUUAUCACUGUUUUACAUAUGUCUCAAGAGACCAUAUUCUAUUAAAAUAAUAUGUUUUAAUAUUUCAUUGAGACUGACUCAAAUGUCUUCAAUCUCACAAAAUUUAAGUCUUCAACUGACUCACUCUAUUACUUACAUAUUGUUCCAUUUUAGUAUGAACAAAAUAAAUUCAUUUGUUUACAUUUCAUAGCCACAAAACAAAAGUUGAAUUUAAAAGCGCUUAUCAUGAAAAAGGUUUAUGUCCGCUGAGAUUUUCUUUUUCCUGCAAACACCGAUAGUCACACCAGAGAACCUGACUCCAAACAGAGUGAUUGUCAUUUGUAAUAAAAUAAUAGCUUUGGUAUAAGGCUUCCUUUUCUGAGAUUUGUAUAGAUUUUUUAAGAACAUGAUGAUAGACAUAAUUCUGUGUUGAAUGGAAUUGCAGCCAUAAUUGUGCAAUGAACUUUGUUAAAGUCAGUGUAAAAUUCAAUUUGAUUCAAUAUUAUGAUAAUAAUGUAUUUGUCUUAGUUUUCUUUCCAGAGAUGACAAAUGUACCAUAGUCACUGUAGUGCAAAUUCAAAAUUUACUAGAAAAAUGAUCUUAAUUGAGAAUGCAAAAAAAAAUAAUCCUGAAUAAAUUAUUGUAUUUAAGCCUUAAUAGUACAUAUCUUAUACAUUAAAAGGACACACAAGGAAUAAAUUGUUUUAGAGGUCACAAUUAACAUAGACUGGAAAUGCUUUAAUGUUAUUUCCUCACUAUCAUUUUGUUGUGUUUUAUGAAGAAAGUGCCUUUUCUUUAAAGUCAAACUCUCUGCCAACUGUUUCAUUAUUUAGCAAGAUAUAUCUCCAGACAAAUACAUGUACACAGAAUUGUUUUGUGUUGUGAAGCAUCGAUGAAUGUUCUUUUGAAAAAAAUGUUACAUUGCUUGUUAUAUUAAAAGAGAUGUGUAAACAUGUAGAAAUUGGUAUGUGCUAGGUAUUUAACCAGAUCACAGGUCCUUUUGAGCAAGUACAUGUAUGCCAGUUUCAUCCAAAUCCUCAUGGCAGAAUUCUUCUUCCUACAAAUCUUGUGAAUUGUGAGACUAUCCUCAAGUAAAAUGUGAUAUUUUUGCAUCAUUGGAAAGGGAAACACUCUUUGAUUCUAGUCACUUAUUCUGAUACCCUCAAACUGAAUUUUCUUUGUUUUAUCCUGCAAAUUGUGCUAUUUUUUUCUGAGCGGGAAUACUAAUCAUAUCAUCAUGAAGCUCAGUCUGUUCUUUCUCACAAUGUCACUCUCGAUAUAUGGCAUCUUUUAAUCGGGUCAAGAUCACACUUUUCACUUCAAGAUACAAGAUGAGAUUGAGAAAAAAAAUCUGAGUAGUAAGAAAUCCAGCGUUUUGAUCGAUUGAAUUAGGUUUCAAAACAGCAGGCUCGUUAGACAUGCCGAACCAUUCCAGUCAUGCAUAUACCUCUGAUUAAAGCCAAUUUUUGAGGACCUGCCUACUGAAUGAAUUAUGAUUAUAUAAUUGGAUGACUUCUGUACAUGUACAAUGAAAACAUAAUAUAGAAUUGCCAAGCUUUAUACCAUGGUUUUUCUCAAAAAGUUAAGUGCAGACUAAUCCUUGGGGGAACAUUCCUUUUCUCGAUUCUUCUGGAUUACAAUUCUGUGUUUUCCUCUUUUAUUUAUUUGAAUAAGAAUAUAAUUGUUGGUGUCGGGGUAGCAUAUGUAAGACAUGUACAUUUCUUCAUUUUGGUUUUUGUUUGGAAAAUCUUGUUUUUAAAUUGCAAUAUUGUAUUCCUUGAAUGCUACAUUGUAAAAACCACUAGCUCAGUGAUAACAGAAUUACGUAUUAAAUGUAUAAGAA